GACAGACGGGAUUCAUGUAUUUUUUUGUUUUGAUGACUUGAAUUUUUCAUUGAAGAUAUUUUUAUUUUGGUUACCCUUUGCAAUACCUAGUGAUUUUUACCAUUAAAAUGACCACAUUUGGAGAAAUCGUUGAACCUACUAGUAGAAGCACAUGGGAAGAUUGGGACGAUAUUGUACCAGAACAAACUAUUACAAAAUUAGCAUUGCAAGAAAGCACAGGAAUCUUGGCUAAAGUUGAAUCAUUUAUUAUUCUAGAAGGGAAAUACUUAACUGAAUUAGUUGCUUUGCACUCUCAACAUGAAUUGGAGGUGUUAAAUUCAAUCACUAAAGUGAAUUUGCACAUAUAUAAAGAAAAAUCUUUAAAUUCUUAUUUGUGUGUUGUUAAGGAUUACAAUUUAUUACAAAGCAGUGAAAUAGUUGAGCUCCUCAAACCAUUUCUGCUUGUUAGUAAAAACGUUAUUGCAAUACAAACAAAGCCACUGGCUGAAUAUCAAUCAUCUGAAGUGACUAAUACAGACUGCAUUAUUAGAGCUGUGUUCACAAGUAACUUGGCCUCAAAGUAUUUGAACUUUAAUUACCCGAGGCUAGAACAACCAAAUAUAAUAACUGGAUUGAGUGCAGGAGUUAUUUGCAUGUCGGAUUUCUUGAACCUUCCUGGUGUGGCUAUUAUCUGCUACCUGGAAUGCCCUGAAGAGUAUCGGAUUGACGAAGUCCAGAAUUUACUGAAAAAAUUAAAUAUUAUCCACAACUCUGCAUCUAGACCCAAUACUAUACUCAAUUCCAAUCUUUACAUUUAGCAAGACAUUGUUAAUAAAUUUGUUUUUUUUAUAUAUAAAA
This is a messenger RNA of Plodia interpunctella (Indianmeal moth), 837 nucleotides long. It is a transcript of the gene PSMG1, whose product is annotated as Proteasome assembly chaperone 1. Gene Ontology annotation, molecular function: proteasome binding. The record is from RefSeq and is a predicted model, not a curated record. Gene Ontology annotation, cellular component: endoplasmic reticulum. The coding region runs from base 108 to 797 and encodes 229 amino acids. NCBI's taxonomy places the organism in Eukaryota, Metazoa, Arthropoda, Insecta, Lepidoptera, Pyralidae. Gene Ontology annotation, biological process: proteasome core complex assembly. The transcript has 3 exons.